This is a messenger RNA of Saitoella complicata NRRL Y-17804, 595 nucleotides long. RefSeq lists its product as uncharacterized. The record is from RefSeq and is a predicted model, not a curated record. NCBI's taxonomy places the organism in Eukaryota, Fungi, Ascomycota, Saitoellomycetes, Saitoellales, Saitoellaceae. The annotation marks the transcript as partial. The transcript has 2 exons.
AUGAGUCGUCAAGGUCAGAUGCUGGACCUUCCACCGCUUAUAUUCCGGACCGGUCUCGAUAAGUUUUGUCGUGAGGUGAGUGAGCAGGCGGGUUCGGCGCGUGCAUGUGCUCUCCUGGGCUCAGCUUCUCAGCGCAGAUUAGGUACGUCACUCGUAUAUACCAACGAAUACAAGGAAAAUGUUUUCGUCAAUAGGGAGGCCUGCUGCAAAGUCAUCGAGGCUUUCUUCUUCAUCAUCUAUGUUUUCCUUGCUCCCAGAAACCGCUCGUGCGAACACCGCUCGCCUCCUUCAUGGCUCUGUUCAUUCCAGCCCUCUGCUGAGGGCGAUCGCCUCUCAUGUCAGAUCGAAUCACAGCUUCGUAGUACCCUCAAGGCCAGUGCUGCGCCGCGGCAUCCUUCCCCUUCUAUCACAUCGCCGCACGAUCAUGUUCAACAACUUCAACGGCAUGCCAAAUUUCCGCCCCCCGACACCUUUUCAAAAGGCAAUGAUUGCGGUGGUGGGUAUUGCAGCCGUUCCCGUUAUCUUCUUCGUCGGACUCGGAUCCUUCACGUUCGUAUGCGUUGCUGGUGCGGCUUAUGUUGCAUACCGAUCUGUG